This is a messenger RNA of Tetrahymena thermophila SB210, 2268 nucleotides long. Its product is annotated as plant dual-specificity MAP kinase kinase family domain protein. Gene Ontology annotation, molecular function: ATP binding; protein kinase activity. Gene Ontology annotation, biological process: protein phosphorylation. NCBI's taxonomy places the organism in Eukaryota, Ciliophora, Oligohymenophorea, Hymenostomatida, Tetrahymenidae. The record is from RefSeq and is a predicted model, not a curated record. The transcript has 10 exons.
AUGUUAAAAGGGUUUGACUUUCAAAAAAAGUUAGGAGAAGGAGCAUACAGUUCAGUGUAUCGUGUAAAAAGGUUAGAAGAUAAUUAAAUAUAUGCCUUGAAAAUGGUAAAGUUAAAGGAAUUAAAUGAAGUAGAAAAGCAAAAUGCAUUAAAUGAAGUCAGAAUUAUAGCUUCUGUGCGUAGCCCAAAUGUUGUAAAUUAUAAAGAGUGUUUUAUAGACAAGCAAUUAGACGUUCUCUGUAUAGUGAUGGAUUAUGCAAGUGAAGGCGAUCUUCUUCAAAAGAUACAAGAACACCAGAAGAAAGGAUCCUACAUGAAAGAAGAAGAUAUUUGGAAUAUAUUUAUACAGAUGUUAAAAGGUCUUAAGUCUAUGCAUGACAUGAAUAUAAUGCAUCGUGAUUUGAAGAGUGCGAAUGUAUUUCUGUAUGAAGACAGGAUAGCUAAGCUUGGCGAUUUUAAUGUUUCUAAAUUGUAAAAGAAAAAUCUUUUAUACACCUAAACAGGUACUCCAUACUAUGCAAGCCCUGAAGUUUGGAAGGAUAUGCCUUAUGAUAAGAAAGCAGAUAUAUGGUCUUUAGGGUGUGUUCUUUAUGAAAUGGCAGCGUUGAGACCACCUUUCAAAGCUGAAGAUAUGCAACAAUUGUAUAAAAAAAUUACAAGUGGUAAAUUUGCUCGAAUUCCUGAUUUCUACUCGAAUGACCUUAUGUAUAUAAUAAACCAACUUAUAUAAGUUUAACCAUAUUACAGGCCAUCUUGCAAUUAAAUUCUUAAAAAUAAUAUUGUGAAAAAAUACAUUCUUGACAAACACUUGUUUGAAGUUGAGGAGAAAAGCAUACUUUUGAACACUAUUAAGUUCCCAAAAGAUUUUAAAAAUUUAGAUUUACCCAAGUCAAAUUAUACUCCUAUGAAACUUAAAAAAGUAUCGUAGCAAGUUAAGACUUUAGAGAAUGAUAAUUCAUUAGAAAGUGCAGAAGAACUAAAAAGUCAAAGACUUUUAACAGAAACAGAAAAUAAUAAUGACGAUACAUAAUAGAAGAAGAAAAAUUUGCCACAAGUGGCAGAAAAUAGCUAAAGCAACAGAUAAAAAAAAGAAAACCCAUUAAAUGAAUAUAGAGUGGAGAAUAUUUACCACAAAGGAAUCAGGCACAGAAAUUCUUCUAUUAAAAAGAGUGCAUAAUAGCUAAGUAACGAAAGUAGCCCUCUUCCUGUUAUAUAAAACUAAAGAAAACUCAGUCUUAGUAUCAGUAAAAACAAUUAAUGCUCUCUAAUCAGCAAUUAGAAAGAUUCAGAAGUUCAUAGAUAAAUCCUUAAAUCAAACACAAAUGGAACUUCAAAUAUUUCUUAAAUGAGCUAUAAUGUUUAGGAAGAUAAAUAAAAUUAUCUAGCAUUGAAAUAAUUUAUAAUAAAAUAAAAGAUGAGAGGGAAUAGAAAUUUAAGUCCAUUAUAGAGCAACUCACAAACACCUGACAAAAAAGAUAAACUGAAUAAUAAUAGCAUUAACUACUCAAACAACAACAUAAUAAAAAACAUCAAUCAAAGUUCAAAUUUAAGAAUACUUCCUUCAAAUAUAAAUAAAGACUCAGAGCCUCAAAAACCUACUUUAAAAAUUAAUUAUAGACAACAAACGCUUUCACCAAACAUGAGUGCAAACAAACCAACUACAGAGAGACCGAAUAUGAAUAUUUAAAAUCCUCCUGAAGUUGUUUCUCCAUAUAAACUGUUACCUAAAAUAUACUCUUCAUCUAUAAAUUAACAAAUGAAUUCUAACUAAAAUGGAAUAGACAUAUAUAUCAGAGGAUCUUAUCAAAAUAAAAUAAAAAAGAGAGUUUACAGCAAUUAAGCAACUCUUAAUUAUGAGGGCUCUUAAGACUUAUCUCAGGAAGAGCCAAGUUAUUAUAAAUUAAAUUAAACAAAAGACGUAAGUGAAUUACCAUAUUAAGACUAAGAUAUCACACUUCGAACUCCAUCUCAAAAUAAAAAGAAAAUUAAAUAUUAAAGUGUAGAUGUUAAUAGUAAUAACAACAACAGCUUCUUAAAAAAAAUAAAAGAUUAAUCAAUAUUUAAGUCAAAAGAAUUAGCUAAUAAUUUGAGUAUAAUAUCUGCUGAUGACUUAAGUUAAAAAUCAAAAAGGAGAAAUUCAAAUAAAUUAUAAAAAAGUAUUGAAAAAAGAUAAUCACGGUAAAAUAAUUUUAAAGAUAAAGAUUAAAAUAAUUCAAAUAUAAAUAAUAAUUCAAAUAUUCUCGUCAAAGUUGAUGAUUAGCAAUAAUGA